This is a messenger RNA of Owenia fusiformis, 1848 nucleotides long. The record is from the annotation of a GenBank genome assembly. Lineage: Eukaryota; Metazoa; Annelida; Polychaeta; Sabellida; Oweniidae.
AGGGCGCAAAGAACACACUCAGGGUACAACUCCAUUUAUAACUCCACCAACUCCACCACCUCCUCCAAGCACAACUGCACCAGGUACAACAACUGCACCAGUAACAACAACUGCACCAGGUACAACGACUGGACCAGUAACAACAACUGCACCAGGUACUACAACUGGACCAGUAACAACGACAGGACCAGGUACUACAACUGGACCAGUAACAACAACGGGACCAGCUACAACAACGGGACCACAAACAACAACUGCACCAGGUACUACAACUGGACCAGUAACAACAACUGCACCAGGCACAACAACUGGACCAGUAACAACAACUGCACCAGGUACUACAACUGGACCAGUAACAACUGUACCAGGUACAACAACUGGACCAGUAACAACAACUGCACCAGGUACAACGACUGGACCAGUAACAACAACUGUACCAGGUACAACAACUGGACCAGUAACAACAACUGCACCAGGUACUACAACUGGACCGGUAACAACAACUGCACCAGGUACUACAACUGGACCAGUUACAACUGCACCAGGUACAACAACUGGACAAAUAACAACAACUGCACCAGGUACAACGACUGGACCAGUAACAACAACUGCACCAGGUACUACAACUGGACCAGUAACAACAACUGCACCAGGCACAACAACUGGACCAGUAACAACAACUGCACCAGGUACUACAACUGGACCAGUAACAACUGCACCAGGUACAACAACUGGACCAGUAACAACAACUGGACCACAAACAACAACAGGACCACAAACAACAACUGCACCAGGUACAACAACUGGACCAGUAACAACAACUGCACCAGGCACAACAAGUGGACCAGUAACAACAACUGCACCAGGUACUACAACUGGACCAGUAACAACUGCACCAGGUACAACAACUGGACCAGUAACAACUGCACCAGGUACAACAACUGGACCAGUAACAACAACUGUACCAGGUACAACAACUGGACCAGUAACAACAACUGUACCAGGCACAACAACUGGACCAGUAACAACAACUGCACCAGGUACUACAACUGGACCAGUAACAACUGCACCAGGUACAACAACUGGACCAGUAACAACAACUGGACCACAAACAACAACAGGACCAGGUACAACAACUGGGCCAGUAACAACAACUGCACCAGGUACUACAACUGGACCAGUAACAACAACUGCACCAGGUACUACAACUGGACCAGUAACAACAACUGCACCAGGCACAACGACUGGACCAGUAACAACAAGUGCACCAGGUACUACAACUGGACCAGUAACAACUGCACCAGGUACAACAACUGGACCAGUAACAACAACUGGACCAGGUACAACAACUGCACCAGGUACAACAACUGGACCAGUAACAACUGCACCAGGUACAACAACUGGACCAGUAACAACAACUGCACCAGGUACAACAACUGGACCAGUUACAACAACUGGACCAGUAACAACAACUAGACCAGGAACGACAACUGGACCAGUAACAACAACUGCACCAGGCACAACAACUGGACCAGUAACAACAACUGGACCAGUAACAACAACUGCACCAGGUACUACAACUGGACCAGUAACAACUGCACCAGGUACGACAACUGGACCAGUAACAACUGCACCAGGUACAACAACUGGACCAGUAACAACAACUGUACCAGGUACAACAACUGGACCAGUAACAACAACUGCACCAGGCACAACAACUGGACCAGUAACAACAACUGCACCAGGUACAACAACUGGACCAGUAACAACAACUGCACCUGGUACAACAACGGUAUCAGGUACAACAACUGGACCAGAGACAACAACUGCACCAGGUAACAAACGUGA